GGUGUAGCUGUGGGCUCUGCCGUUGGGCACACACUGGGCCAUGCCAUCACUGGCGGCUUCAGUGGAGCUGGUAAUGCUGAGCCUGCCAGGCCAGACAUCACUUACCAGGAGCCCCAGGGAACUCAGAUGGCGCAGCAGCAGCAGCUUAGUGGCCCAUGCUCCUAUGAAAUAAAGCAGUUUUUGGAGUGUGCCCAGAACCAGGGUGAUUUUAAGCUCUGUGAGGGCUUCAAUGAGGUGCUGAAGCAGUGCAGAAUUGCAAAUGGACUAGUUUAACCGUGAAGUUCAAGUUGAAGAAAUGGAAAAUCAUCUCUGAUGACCAAGUGAAUUUAACAUGGAAAUGUAAUUGGUAGUGACACUAUAGAGUGUAAAACUAUAAGUUAACUUCUUGUUGUUAAUUGCAUAGUUGCCUCAAGAGUGGCCAUGGCAGAGGGUAUUAUAACUCUUAAUACAGGUUCACUGAGAUGGUAUAGAGUUGGGGCUGACAGGUGUUUGUGUGGCCUUCAUUGUUCUGAUGUUAUUUUGAGUUAAUUAUAAUAAACUGAUUUCUUCCAA
This is a messenger RNA of Dipodomys ordii (Ord's kangaroo rat), 552 nucleotides long. RefSeq names its product coiled-coil-helix-coiled-coil-helix domain-containing protein 2-like. Gene Ontology annotation, biological process: positive regulation of transcription by RNA polymerase II; mitochondrion organization. Gene Ontology annotation, cellular component: nucleus; mitochondrion. The annotation marks the transcript as partial. The transcript has 3 exons. Gene Ontology annotation, molecular function: sequence-specific DNA binding. The record is from RefSeq and is a predicted model, not a curated record. Lineage: Eukaryota; Metazoa; Chordata; Mammalia; Rodentia; Heteromyidae.